This is a messenger RNA of Magallana angulata, 5318 nucleotides long. RefSeq lists its product as uncharacterized. The transcript is spliced from 28 exons. Gene Ontology annotation, molecular function: RNA binding; protein binding. Lineage: Eukaryota; Metazoa; Mollusca; Bivalvia; Ostreida; Ostreidae. The record is from RefSeq and is a predicted model, not a curated record. The coding region runs from base 131 to 5245 and encodes 1704 amino acids.
AUUACUAUCAAAAUGACGGGACAUGUGUUCCUACGGUUCUGUAAUUUUCUAAAGAAGGAAGUGAUUUUCCGUUUGUAUCCGCAUGUCGCUAUUUUAGACUUUUUAGACAGGUCACCGCGAAAGCGAAAAAAUGGCGGCUCAGGGGAAGAAGAAGAUGAAAGGGAAGACGAUAAAUCUGACAGAGUUUCUGUCAGAUGAAAAAGGGGGAAGCCCAGCCCCAACAUACUCAUCUAAUAAAAUCGAUUGGGCAGCAGAGAUGGAUUCUAAUGAUUUAGAAGACUUGGAUUUAGACUUGCAGCGAUCAAUGAUUGACAGAUCCAAGUUACCCACUGCCCCCAAGGCUGCCCGAGGGCCCGACGUAGAUCUCGGUCGAAUUCCAAACCAACCGCCAUACACAGCAUUCAUUGGAAAUCUGCCCUAUGAAGCUACAGAGGAUCUCAUAGAAAAUUUUUUCAAAAAUUUAAAGGUGGUCAAUGUUAGACUACCAACUGACCAAGGGAGGCUAAGAGGGUUUGGAUAUGUAGAGUUUGAGGACAGGCAAUCACUGAUUGAUGCCUUGGGUUUAAAUGAUGAGAACAUGGGAGGAAGGAAGAUGCGUGUUGAUCUAGCAGGACAGAAUCAAAAUGAAAAUCAGAAGAGCGGAUUCGGAGAUAGAAGAAACGAGGGGCCAGACAGAACUGACUCCGAUUGGAGAAGAGGACCCCCUCCCGAAUCAGAUUUUGAUAGAAAUGACAGGCGUGGUGGCGGAAGUGAUAGAUGGGGAGGAGGAAGAGGAUUUGAGGAUAGGGGUUCCAGGGGGUAUGAUAGGGACGAAAGAGGUCCAUCAAGGGGGUUUGACAGAGAUGAUAGGGGCCCAUCAAGGGGCUUUGACAGAGAUGAUAGAGGCCCCUCAAGGGGUUUUGACAGAGAUGACAGAGGCCCUUCAAGGGGUUUUGACAGAGAUGAAAGAGGCCCAUCAAGGGGUUUUGAUAGAGAUGAUAGGGGACCUAGAGGCUAUGAUCGAGGAGACAGAGGAUUUGACCGCGAUAGAGGUGGCUUUGAUAGAAGCGGUGGUCCACGAGAUGACUGGAAUUCUAGAAGAGAUUUUGAUGACCGAGGCCCAUCCAGAGGUUUUGACAGAGAUGGUGGGAGGGGAUACAGAGACCGGGGCUUUGAGAGUGGAGGAGACAGAGGAUAUGAUAGAAGGUCCAGGGAUCGGUAUGAUGAUAGAGAUAGAGGCUAUGGAUCUGGUUUUAGAAGAGAUGACAGAAGAGAUGAUGGCUAUGACAGACCUAGGUCAGACAGACCAAGAAGUCCAGAGGGUGGUCGAGAUGCACCAGUUGAGCGACCAAGGUUAAACCUUCAACCAAGAACCAAACCUGUAGAAAAUGAAGGUCCCAAGAAUCCUGGCGGUGCCCCUGAAAAGAAAGCCUCCAUCUUUGGAGCGGCCAAACCAGUAGAUACGGCGGCAAGGGAGAGAGAGAUAGAGGAAAGAUUGGCAAAACAGAGAUUGGAAGAGUCCAAGAGGGCAGAGGAGGAGAAGGAAAAUAGAAAUGUUGGUGGUCGGAGUGGUAGACCUCGUCAAGAUAGUGAGAAUUCUCAAGAUGGGAAUAGACGAGACUCAUUUGAAGGCAGCAGGCGAGAGCGAAGACUCAGCAGCAAUAGCUCGAGUAAAGGAGGCCGAUCAGGUCCUUCCCAUGGGCGACCCAGAAAAGACAGUGAAAAAUCCAACCACUCCCAGGAAGUUUUCUCCGGUGGGGAGGAGGGUAAGGAUGAGCCCAAGAGUCCACUCUCACCUGUGCACAGAGAGGAUCCUGUCAAGCUUGUGCCAGCCCCACCACCUCCAGUCAAUGCCUGGAACAAGAGGAAAGUAGAGACUGCCCAGAAACCAGGCAACCCAGGUGAUGGAAAGUCACCACCACAGAGCAAUUCCCAAGUCCCUGCCAAGAGUGAAACUAAGUCAAAUCCUACAUCUGCAGAACCUCCAGCUACCAAUGCUUGGGCAAAGGGUAAACCAGCAGACCUUAGGUCGUCUGAAUCUGCUUGGAAUAACUUGCCUCCCAAAGGUAAAUCAGAGGAAAGAGGGGGAUUUCCCGGUGAAGGCAGGGGAGGAUCGAGUCGAGGCGGGAGAGGGCGAGGGACACCAACUCGUGGACGAGGGGGAAAACAGAAAGUUCCAAGGGAGAAACCAAUCCCCAAAUCUAUAGAUGAAAUGCCCAAAUUUGAGGAAAAGGAGAAAAAGGAAGUCUUAGUUAUGAUAAAGUCCCGAGAACCACGUCUAUCCACCGAUCUAGCGGUCCGUUCAACAGACCUAGAUAUCUACGACCUAGAGGCUAGGCUAGCUGCUACGAUCUUGAACGCAGCCCAGCCAAGCGUUGUAGUCAUUCCACCAAAUGAAAGUUUCCAAGAUGAGCAUUUGCUUCACAAGUACCUUUUAAAAAUCAAGACUUCAACAAGCAAAGGUAGCAGCUGUCAUUCCUUAGCAAGAAUUUACAUUCAGAUGGUUGGGAGGAACAGCUCCAGUCCCUAUUUUCCAGUGGAUGUGUUCUACUCGGGAAGGUUUCUCUUUCAAAGAGGUUGUACUGACAUCUUCUUAUUCAAAGUUGUAGAUUACCUUGGUGAAAUUGAUGUUCUGAACUUUCUUAUUGUCAAAAGCAAAGAAAGUUCAUGGAAACCUGUAGAUGUGACUGCAAUGCAUGUUGCGAGUGGAAGGAGUUGGAAAGUCUGUCAUAAAAUUACAGACAUAGAUUCCCGUGUUGUAGAAGAUGGCCAAAGUGAAGAUCAGAAACAAAGAGGUGCUAUAGGACAAUAUGUGCAAUGGGUGCUGAAGUAUCACACAUGGCUAUCCUCCAUGAACACCCCUAUUAGAUAUGGUGCAUACACCACCAGGAUACAUGUUUUGUUUCUGUUUUGGUGUCUGUCUGUUCAGGCUUUGUGUGUACUUGAAAUCUAUUGUGUGUCACCUCAUCAAGGUAGCAAUCAACUGCCAUACGCCAUCUUUCAAUCCAGUGUGGCUACAUCUUUCCUAAUGCUACUGCUGGGGUCCAUAAAGUUUCUUCUACAUGAAGUAAAAUCGGGAUCCAAACAGUUUAGAAAACUUCCCAGAUUUAAAAGUAUUCUGGAAAAGGAAACAAUAGGAAGCAAAGAGGUCUUGAACAUAAACAUCUCAAAGAAGUCUGAGCCAUUAUAUCUAAAAAGUGAAGUGUCUUUGAAAAGUGAAAAUGUUGAGACUAAUGAACCAGUAAAUGAAGUCAUUCAAGGAACUGACAGGUUCAUCUCAGUCAUUUCUAUGAGCAGGUCUUUCUUAUCAAUCCCUGGAUUUGAAGACCAAAGUUUUUUAUCGAUUGACAGUAAAUCAAGCAGCACAGUUUUCCAUGAUGUAAAUGCUUCAAGUGAUAAAGUAGUUACUGUUGCUUCAUCAAAAAGACAUUCAAGUCAACAAGGAAAUUUGCUGAGUAAAAUCUCCAUUGCCUGGAAAUCGAACAGCAAAUUGGAUAAGCACAUAUCACAAUCAGUUGAAGUUUUCAAGAUAGCUUCAUCAGAAAAGGACUUCAGACAUUUUGCACAAAAUUUGAUAACAUAUGUAAGGAAAGCAUUCCAAGAUGGUGUAACAAGUAUACUGAAAAAGAAAUACAAGAAAUCAGUGAAUUUGAUACAAAGAUGCAUAGAAAUUCUUUAUUCAAAUAUUGAAGAUGGGAUCUCCUGUCUUGAUUUCAAGAUGGAGUCUAUGAAAAAGGAACUAAAGGUUUCUCCUAACCAAGUUCAACAGAGAAGAGUCAUUCUGAACAUGAUCAAGCAUGUAGUGGACAGAACCACUGCUAAUCCUUCUCUUACUGCAGGGGAAAGUCUGAUGAUAUGUCAUGAACUUUUCUGUUACUUUAGGAUUUUGGACAAUGUAGAACUGUAUAAGGAUAUGAUGAGUGAACUGCAGCAUCCAGUUGAGCACAUGGACCAACUUUUGGAGCACUUUGUUUUCAAAGUAAUCCUGGGUUGCUGCGAGACAGUUUAUCAGACACCGGUGCGUCUACAUGGAACUCUCUGUUUGACUGAAGGAAACAACUCCUUGUCCAGUAUUAUCCAAAGUGUCAUGGAAGGAGACAUUGCAAGGGAUCAUGCUGUGUACAGCUUUAGUUGUGACAUCAUUGAAAAUGCAGAGAUGGAGGUCACUUUAGAGCAUCAGUUUGCUGAGAACGUCUACCUAGAAUUCACUAUCAAGCAGGCCAUAUUGAAUGAGCUUAGGAGUAUCUGCCAUAGUGGGGUCCUUCUUCACGAUGAUGAGACAAACUUGCAAGAAGUUAGGUCAAGUCUGUAUAGGAAAUGGCGAAGGGAAGGCCUACAGCCAAAGCUAGACAACAGGGCACAGCUUGCUGAAGUUCUCCUCCUGCAGUAUGUGAAGAAUUUGAAUGAGGCUGGAUUGUUGAAGGGAAGUGACAUUUUACAGAAUACCAACGAUUUUCAUUACCUGCAGCAUAUGCUGGGGAGAAUUCUGGCCAUAGAAGUACAGAAGAACCUAAAGUUUACUGCCAUGUCAUUUGUUUCAAAAUAUGAGAAUCGGCAAGAUUUUGAAAGUGACAUAGAGGUUCAGAUGAACAGGGCAGCCAUGUCAAUGGGCAGAGUUUUAUCAACCUUGACCAGCAGAGUGAUAUAUGAAGAGAUUUUGCAUCAAAGAGCUCAAAACGUUGUUAACAACAUUCUUCAGGAGUUGGAGCAUGAUGUAAAGUUACACAGGGCGAUGCAGGAAAUUAGUUGCAUUGAAGUUGAAAGUGACGACUCAUUAACAGAUACAGAGAUUCAAGACCUAAGGGAAGAUUUGGUUCCAAUGAAGUGUUUCCUGAAGUAUGUCAUGGUGGAAAAAAUGGAGAAUCUACACAGGGGAUUGCCUGCAUCAUUCAUCAACAAACGCUGGAAUUUCCACAAACAAUUCACCACACAGGCCUAUGAAACUCUGACUGAGGCGGCACUUAUACUUGAUGAAGAUUCUGUCGACAAAUCACUUAAACCAAAACUUCUGUAUGAACUGGAAUGGGACAUGACUGGAGAGAACAGGAAGUGGUUGCCAGGGUCGUUAAUGCGUUUGUUUGCAUUGUUCCUGUUUACAUCCACCAUGUUCAGUGUGGUGUACGUGGCGUUAACUGCCGCACAACUGACAGUGGAUCAGGUCACCGAGUGGUUCGCUUGUCUGCUAGUGUCGCUCGCUCUCUAUGGAUUGGUCUGGGAGGUCCUACUCUCAAUCAGUGUAGGAAAAAUUCAAGAACGUCUUAAUUGAUAUUAGUUUUCAAAUUGAAGAUUUGCAUGCAUUAGGAUAUAAGUAUUGGUUGUUAGAUGUACAUAGGGAAAUU